Messenger RNA from Triticum dicoccoides, 792 nucleotides. RefSeq lists its product as uncharacterized. NCBI's taxonomy places the organism in Eukaryota, Viridiplantae, Streptophyta, Magnoliopsida, Poales, Poaceae. The record is from RefSeq and is a predicted model, not a curated record. Bases 12 to 554 code for a protein of 180 amino acids. The transcript is spliced from 3 exons.
UUUCCUUCUACAUGAAGAUGCAGUAUUAUGACCUCCAGAAGGAUUUUGCUGCAAUCGUUUUGGAGCAUGGAGAAGAACACACGAAGAGGGAGCUAGCUAAAAUAAUACUCAAUAACCAUAGCACUGACAAAUCACUGGUUGAAGUUCUGAAGAGGCACUAUGUAGCUGAUCAUCUGUUGAGUGAUGAGCAUCAAGAGAAGCAACUUUUCAGGUGGCGCCAACGCCAUUUGUAUGUGGACAGCGCUUUUAUGGAGAGGUUGAAGGAGGAGCUUAUAGAAGUGGUGAAGAAGAAAGUUAUAGAAAGGGUGGAGAAGUCUAAAGCAAACAACGCCGAUGGUGAGGCCGAAUCAAGUGCAAACGUUGGAUUAUUUGAGGAGGAUCCACUGGCUUGUGUGCUUGGCACUCCAGACAGCAACAGGAAGAUGAACAUGUUGCACACAGGCACUAUCCUGACGAGACGGGAGCUUCUCAUCGAAGAAGUUACUGGCAGCAUCAUCUCCGACAUCCUGAAAACUGCCCCCAUCUCCGACAUGCUGGAAAUUGCUGCAUUAUGAUGAAGCCUUGUCGGCGUCGUGGACAAAACUACAGUUAAAACUUUCAGGUGUGCGUGCAACUUUACUUGGCAUAGUUGCAGGUUGCGUUAUGCGUGCGCGCACGCAAUUCAACAAAUGGACACGCGUUAGAUUCGGUCGAAAUUCACAGCAUGCUCUCGCAGAACCGUGGGUUCGUUUGCUGGAUAUGCUUGCUAAUGAACACAUUUCUCGUUCCCCCGAUGAGGUGUGGUCGGAUUUG